UCAUGUGACUAAGACCUAUUUAUUUUUCAUAUUUUCUUCUCUAGCUUAUGGAGAUUGCUGGUUCGUUUGGAUCUUUGAAGGCUUACCACUUUGAAACCAAGGUCAGCAAUGGAUCAUGUGCUUUUCUUGAGUAUGUGGACCACUCUGUUACCAUCAAAGCUUGUGCGGGUUUGAAUGGUAUGAAGCUGGGAGGGGAAGUACUAACAGUUCUUCAGGCUAUGCCUGAUGCAUCACCCUCGGAAAAUGCUGGUGAACCACCGUCAUAUGGGAUUCCAGAGCAUGCAGAACCACUGCUCAGAAAGCCAACGCAAGUACUAGAGAUUAAUAAUGUGAUUUGGGACUAUUAAAUCAAUUAAUGUAGUCAAGCAUAGCAGUGACGAGAAUUUAGCAACCAAAUUAGAAGAAUGUGAAGUCAUAAACAAAGUGGAUGCUAAAGAUGUUUCUCAAGAGUCAAGACACAAACUGUAUUACUAAUAAUACAGAAUAUAGUUUUUCUGACAAGGCUAAUUACUCCAAAUUUAAAGGAACAAAUGGGAUGGAAAUCCAUGAUAACAAAGAAAUGGAAGAAGAUAAAGUUGAUGAGGGUAGCAGUGUUAAUGUUGAUAAAAGUGCUGAAGUUUUUGAUGAUAAAUCAUGUAGAGAACACCUUGUAGAUGAUACAGCAGUUGAAGAUGCAGAGGAUAAGAACAUACCUUGUAGUAUCAUUCAAGAAUGUCUGGGUCAACAGGAUACUCUCGAUGAUGGGCCAGAAUUUCUUGAUAUGAUGGUUGCUAACUGAUAUUGAUGUGGAUAUUGAAAAUAAUAUGGAAUCUAAAGACACAGUUUCUGCAUUUCAGGAAGGCUUUUCUGAAUGGGAUACCAGUGCAGAAUUGGUUGGUCCCCAAAAGAGCAUUGACACGGAAGAUGAUAUUUAUGGUCAUGUAUUUACACCUGGUUCUGUCCUUGUUGAGUAUGGAAGAGCUGAAGCAUGUUGUUCGGCAGCACAUUGUUUGCAUGGACGAUUCUUUGAUGGCAGAAUGGUGACGGUGGAAUAUGUUGCUCUCAGUCUAUACAGAACAAGAUUUACAACAUGACCAUUUCAAUGUAAGUAGCAACUCUUGAUGAAGCAUCAAAUUGUAUUUUUGCAUGAUUGUGGAAGAAUCGAUUAAUCAAUCUGAUUGGUUAUGCCAGCCUGCUUCCUGGACAGUUUUUUAACUUUCAGAUUUACAUGUUUAGUAUUUUAACAUUUGGAGUGGGUAAAAGCUUAACCGAGCAAUGUCGAUUUGAGGAAAAUGCAGUAUAGCAUACAUCAAGUUUGUAACUGCAGACUAUCUGAUGAUUUGUUUUGCAAAUCGGGCAUAUGAUGGAAAUUUAUUAUUUCGUACGCUUAAAUGUGGUUAGAUUUCGAGCUGGUGGUCUCAUGCUAUUUGGCAAUAUUCUGUGUACAUGGUUAUGUUGCAAUGUAAACUGAUUCUUGUAUCGUAGUUAUUUUUAGAUGUUGGUUACAGGGCCAUACUUUUCCUAGUAGUAUUUUUUUUAACAUAUAUUAAUCAUGAAUCACC
Messenger RNA from Glycine soja, 1541 nucleotides. RefSeq names its product splicing factor U2AF 65 kDa subunit-like. Bases 48 to 347 code for a protein of 99 amino acids. The record is from RefSeq and is a predicted model, not a curated record. Gene Ontology annotation, molecular function: pre-mRNA 3'-splice site binding; poly-pyrimidine tract binding. Lineage: Eukaryota; Viridiplantae; Streptophyta; Magnoliopsida; Fabales; Fabaceae. Gene Ontology annotation, cellular component: U2-type prespliceosome; nuclear speck; U2AF complex. The transcript is spliced from 4 exons.